Beauveria bassiana ARSEF 2860 is the source of this 663-nucleotide messenger RNA. RefSeq lists its product as uncharacterized. The transcript is spliced from 4 exons. Lineage: Eukaryota; Fungi; Ascomycota; Sordariomycetes; Hypocreales; Cordycipitaceae. Bases 1 to 663 code for a protein of 220 amino acids. The record is from RefSeq and is a predicted model, not a curated record.
AUGAGGUCUCAGAUCAUACGAUUUACACUGCCAUCAGAUGCUACCGUCUCAGUAGGCACCUUUGACGACUUGCGCGAUGCAGUGGCGAAAGCCGGCGCUCUCAGCCAGUACUUUGGCUACUCUGUCUCGAUGCGAAAACCCAUGCGGACACGGAAACGGAGACACGAGAUUACCUGGAUCAUACAGUGGCCGCAGGAACCGAAAUGGGACACGCCCCUGCGUGAAUCGUUCCGAGAGCUCGUUGACGGCGAGAUUGCCGAUGCGACCGUCGAGAUGAACGGUAGCAACCACGACGACUUGCUUUCGGGACUUGAUGCUCCCGUGUGCGAAGUGCACACGCCGGUUCUGGACGAUGCCAUUCUUGAAUCUGUGCACAAGUUGUAUACAGACUGCUUCGACAUGCUAGGCUUUGUCGGCGGCGACUGGGGCUUCGCGACCAACACGACACUUGUCAAAGGCGAGACGGGGCCUUCUUCUCUGCACGCCGUUCGUCUGCCGCGAAUGGACAGGCUGCUGUCGGUUUUCAUUCUUGGGUGGGAGAGCAUUGAGUUGCAUGAGGACGCGACAAAGACGGCACUAUUUGCCGAGGAUCUUGGCAAUCUUGGUCCACAUAUAGACAGAAGCAGUGGUGGGUGGUAUGUCACGUUGCAAAAGCACGAAUAA